AUUUACCUCGCCGACCUUCCGCCACGCGCCUACCUGCUGGCUCACGCCCUCCACAAGCCCUCCAUCAUCCCAUCGACCACCUCCGCAACCCAUACCGCCCGAAUACUUUGUUUUGUGCAUACAAUCCCGUCCCUGGCCGUGAGCCAGCUCUUGUGACGCGAUGAAAGCCACACCACUGCUUGUUGCCUGGCACGACGAAAACAGCCCCAUCUAUUCUGCCCACUUUGAACUGCAGGGCAAAGGGCGCUUGGCAACUGCAGGCGGCGACGGCAACGUGAGGAUAUGGAGCGUCGAGAGCCACGGAGACGAGCGGAAGGUGAAGUACCUGUCGACGCUCAAGAAGCACACACAAGCUGUCAAUGUGGUGCGGUGGUGCCCUCGCGGCGAAUUGCUGGCCUCUGCGGGAGAUGAUGGAAACGUCUUGCUGUGGACUCCUUCUGAUAACCCAGCCUAUACCUCGGCCUUUGGCGACGAUGGACAAGAAGAUGUGGAGCAUUGGAGAGUCAAGACAAUGUGCAGGUCAAAUACGGGUUCCGAGAUAUACGAUCUGGCAUGGUCACCCGACGGCUUAUUCUUCAUCACUGGCAGUAUGGAUAACGUAGCGCGGAUAUACAACGCUUCAACUGGACAAACGGUGCGCCAGAUUGCAGAACACAAUCACUACGUCCAAGGUGUUGCCUGGGAUCCGCUCAAUGAGUAUGUUGCAACACAGUCCUCGGAUCGCUCCGUUCACAUCUACACGCUCAAGACGAAAGAUGGCCAGCCCUCACUCAGCCAACACAACAAAGUCACGAAAAUGGACUUGCCUGGACGUCGCAUAUCAUCCAACAGCCCUGCACCUCCAGACUUUGCCCUCGGCGGUCAUCGAGCUUCUUUUGUGCAGGAUCUGGCCUCGGAAGCGGCAGGAUCGCCGAGACCAUCUGCGCCGGGAACACCACAGUCGUUGGCUCUGCCAAUGAAUCCGCCGCCGACGUCGCACAGCCGACGGUCGUCCUUUGGUUCUCAGUCCGUGCGGAGAUCCGUUUCGCCUAGUCCGUCGAUGCCGCUCCCUGCGGUCAUGCCUUCAGCGUCGCCGAGCUUGUCGGGUAGCAUUGGAUUAGGUCUCGCCACGGGCAUCCGGAACACCAACAUUUACGCCAAUGAGACAUUCACGUCUUUCUUCCGGCGAUUGACUUUCACGCCAGAUGGCAGCCUUCUCCUUACACCUGCAGGCCAGUUCAAGACGAGUCAUCCAGCGCUCGAUGGAGGCAAAAGUACAGACGAAAUCAUCAAUACCGUGUACAUCUACACCAGAGCUGGGCUCAACAAGCCUCCGGUAGCAUAUCUUCCGGGCCACAACAAGCCCUCGAUCGCUGUCAAAUGCUCGCCGAUACUCUACCAGAUCCGCUCUUCGCAUGUAGAGACCAAGGAAAUCACCAUCGAUACCAGGACUGAAGAUGAUCUCCCCGCUCUACCAGAGCCGGUCAUGCCAACCAGAGCGCCAACGUCUCAUGCGGCAAUGGAGCCUCCGCCACUCGCAGGUGCACCUUCGCCUGCGCCCAGUGCAGGUACAAUGCCGUCGCCACGGACGAGAGCAGACUCGGAAUCGACUUCGACAACACCUCUACCCCCUCCAGGACCCGUACCUGCAUUUGGUCUGCCAUAUCGCAUAGUUUAUGCUGUGGCCACGCAAGAUGCUGUGCAUCUGUACGACACGCAGCAGCAGAAGCCGCUGUGCGUUGUGAGCAAUCUUCACUAUGCCACAUUUACCGACUUGAGCUGGACGGGUGAUGGCCAAACGCUUUUAAUGACAUCCUCAGACGGCUUUUGCUCGGCGCUGACCUUCGCUCCUGGCGAGCUCGGCGUCAUUUAUCAGCAGUCAGCGAAUACUACCAGUGCCAAACCUUCACCGGCACCCUUCCAAAUGGCAAAGGCAGGUUCUGCGGCAUCGACGCCGCUGGCAACAUCGACUGGUCUCGCUACUACGACAGCAUCCACAGGCACAGCCCCAGUAUCUACGAGCAACGGUAUUUCGAGUACGACAGCAAAGGCCUCACGCCCUUCGCCUUCACCAUGUACUGCUAUUACUGGCCAGAUGGGAGGCCGUCCAGCCAGCCCAGCGAGAAGCAUGUCUCAAUCGAGUAUAGCGACAGACGCCAGUUUUGCGCGUGUACCAGAUCAAAAUGCACCACCAAUCAUGAAUAAUCCAACACCGUCGCUGACACCGCUACCAUCGAUUGCGGCAGCCGGAUCAGGUCUGGGCAACCCGAGUAUGCCACUCUUUACACCGCCGCAAACGCCAGGACAAUCUGCAGCGAACAGUAGCUCCAUGCCCCAUGUGCCUGCUAUGGUAUCUGGUAUCAAAAGAGAGAGCAACGCCAGUAGUCACCCUUCUGAAUCAGAAGAUCAAGGUCGGGAGAAGAGGCGGCGAAUCGCGCCCACACAGGUCGAUACGGAAUCUGGUGCUCCGCCUCAUAGUGGAGUAUGAGAACAGAAACGCCCCCACAAUAACGUUGCCAUUUGUAUACUUGCGCCAGUUUUAGCCGGGCGUUCCGGGAGAUCCAGUCCCAGCACCGGAUUUUGAGCGUCGACAUUAGGGACCACCAGCGACAUCAUGAAAGAGUAGAAACCAAGAGUCGAAUGUAUGCCUACGCGUGCCUGUCGGAGCGGCAUGCGAGUUGGAGAAGCAAGAUAGAACUGUAGUGAUAGUGCGAGGACUCGCGAGAUAUCUAUUGGACGUUUGUAUCAGCAGCUGCAUGUGCUUGGCCAGCUUUUCAGCGGCUGGCCUGCAAUUUGCCCCUGCCCGGAAGUAACGACGAUGUCACCCAAGCGCAGUUGCGACGUUGGCGAGUCUGGAAUCACUACCUUGAAUUAUGUUCGCGCUUGCUGGCCAGGGAGACGCCGAUUCACAUUAUCAAGGUACAUAUAGUUCAAGGCACGCAAUCACGCAUUAUGAUCAGUCAUGGCAGCACAGAGCAUAUCCACGUUCGUUUCGGCAGUCCGUCCAUCUAAUCGAGCUUCUACCCCCGAAACUAUCGUUACCAUCCCUAAACCGCACGCGAGGAAUGUGGAAGCGCCGUCUGGCGCGAGUCCAAUAACCCGAUUUCUCGAAGCCAGUUGCAACGAGCCGAGUGCGUCUCCCUUCCCGCUUGGACAGAACGAUACCUGUCUGAGCGGCUUCUACUGCCCCAACUCGAAUGCGACCUUCCCUCCCCAGUAUUGUCCUCCCAGCAGCGCUUGCCAGAUUAGCCGCCUCUCGGGUUCAGUUUGCGACGCUCAAGGCAUACUCGAACCAGUUGUCUGCAAGUAUGGACAUUUCUGUGACAGGAAAGACAAUGGCAGAGUCCAGACUAUAUGCCCAGCCGGCCACUUCUGCCCUACUGGAAGCUUCGAACCACGGCCAUGCCAUUUUUGGGCAUAUUGCCCUCCAGGGAGCAUGCGUGAAGUCCAACUUGCACCCAUCUACCUAGUUCUCGCAAUCGACCUAUCGAUACUGCUAGCGAUCGGCAUUACGCACUGGAUCAACAGGCGUCAAAAGCAGCGACGAAAUCGUGCCAUGCCCCCUUCCCCGACCGACGAGGCGACAUGGGUACAGGCGGAUCGCGAAAUGUAGAACACAUCGCAAUCUGCCAAAGCUGGAGCAAGGAAUCAGCCUGCUCAAACAUGGCCGAAUCGUAGGGCCCACAUGCGAGCAGACAACUACGAUGGUUGUGUGGAUGAGGAUAGCCCCGCUCCAGAACAAGACGUUACCAGUAGUCCUGCCAUGCAGAACCUCAUACACUCGAUCACGACGGCUGUCACCACCUCGUUUGUGGGCCUCAGCUUCAGCUUCGAGAAUCUCACCCUGACUCUUACAGGCAGCAAGACGAUCUUGCAGGGAGUUACAGGCAACAUCGAUAGAGGCACCCUGUUUGGAAUCAUGGGCGGCAGUGGAGCAGGCAAGUCCACACUCAUGAACGUGCUGAUGGGACAACUGCGCGGAACGACGGGCAGUAUCAGGAUCAAUGGUCGCGAAGAUGAUCUGAGUCGCUACAAGAAAAUAUAUGGCUAUGUUCCGCAGGAUGACACCCUGCUACCAGAGCUUACAGUGAGAGAGAACAUCAUGCACGCGGCCAAGAUCAGAUUGCCCGCUGAGUGGACGCGGAAGGCGAUUGACAACCAUGUCAACGCCCUUCUCGACUGUUUGCAGCUCAGCCACGUCCAACAUUGUCGCGUUGGAGACCCUAGCCACCCUCUCAUCUCUGGCGGUCAGCGAAAGCGUGUCAAUAUUGGAAUCGAGCUGGCGUCUGCGCCCAUGGCCCUUUUUCUGGACGAACCGACUUCCGGUAACAUGCCCGCGAGUCGUUGGUGGGCUGGAGAAGACGCUUGCUGACUUCAACGCAUUGUCUCGUAGGAUUGGACUCACAAACUGCAGCUUCAAUCAUGCGACUAUUGCACAGAAUCAGCAGGAUUGGUAUUACAACGAUCGUGAUUGUACAUCAGCCACGGGAGCAAAUCUUCUACUUAUUCGACCAUAUAUUACUGUUGGCUCAAGGACAGACAGUAUACUGCGGUCCUACAGAACAAGUCCAGCCUUAUUUUGAGCGCAAAGGCUAUGCGUUUCCUGGCAAUGUGAACGCAUCCGACACAGUGCUCGACAUCGUUACAGGAGAUGGCGCCGUGUAUGCCGCCGGCACGGGUACCUCCACGAGCAUGCCAGCUUUGAUUGAAGCCUGGCAGACCAUGGGCCACCAUGAAGUGCAGCAGUAUCCUCCGGCUUAUUCCAAAGAAGUAAUAGGUAUUCACAAGUCUGAGCACGUUGACGAACAUAGUGAGCGUGAGCUUGAGACCGGCUUGCAGCGCACGAUAUGUAAAAGAGGUGCAGCAUGGCCGAUCCAAGUAUGGUACUGCUUCGAGAGAGCAUCUGUUCAGCAAACGCGUCAAAAAUCAUGCUUCAUCAUGGAGCUUGGUACUGCUGCGUGUGCUGGAGGUUUCAUUGGUCUAUCUACCUAUCCAUCAAAUGGCAGCCUUUUCGUAGGCCUCUUUCAUCCUCC
Molecule: messenger RNA, 5012 nt
Organism: Sphaerulina musiva SO2202
Lineage: Eukaryota; Fungi; Ascomycota; Dothideomycetes; Mycosphaerellales; Mycosphaerellaceae
Product: WD40 repeat-like protein
Exons: 7
Coding region: 161-2467 (768 amino acids)
Biological process (GO): DNA replication-dependent chromatin assembly; nucleosome assembly
Cellular component (GO): CAF-1 complex; nucleus
Molecular function (GO): protein binding
Source: RefSeq, a predicted model, not a curated record